GCUCAUUUAUCCCAAUUUCUCCAUGGCUAACUACGGUUUUACGGCUUCAGCAAUGCUGCUCUUUGGCCUGCUAGUGGCUUCCUUCCUUCCCACAAGUGGUCAAGUAGGUGUUUGCUAUGGUAUGCUGGGCAACAACUUACCGACAAAGGCCGACGUUGUGUCUCUCUUCAACCAGAGAAACAUAAGGAGAAUGCGACUCUAUGAUCCCAACCAAGAUGCUCUCCGUGCUCUCAGAGGCUCCGCCAUUGAGGUAAUGUUAGGCGUUCCCAACGACAAUCUUCAGCGAAUCGCCGGCAGCCAAGCCGAAGCCAACACCUGGGUCCAGAACAACGUCAGGAACUACGCCAACGUCAACUUCCGCUACAUCGCCGUCGGAAACGAAGUCCAACCUUCUGAUCCCGCCGCACGAUCACUACUCCCCGCGAUGCAAAACAUUCACAACGCCAUCGUCUCCGCCGGACUCGGCAACCGAAUCAAAGUUUCCACCGCCAUCGACACCAUCACACUCUCGGAGUCUUCCCCUCCGUCGAGAGGGUCUUUCAGGCCCGCAUCAAGAGCAAUUCUCGACCCCAUCAUUCGUUUCCUGGUGAACAACCGAGCUCCGUUGCUCGUCAACUUGUACCCGUACUUCAGCUACGAUGACAACCCCGUCAUUAGUUUAGAUUACGCUCUCUUCAGAUCACAAAGCCCCGUCGUCUCGGAUCCUCCGUUGCAGUACCGUAACCUUUUCGACGCCAUACUGGACGCUGUUUACGCCGCCCUGGAAAAAGCCGGUGGCGGUUCUUUGUCGAUAGUUGUAUCGGAAAGCGGAUGGCCUACGGCGGGAGGUAGGAAAAGGGGAGCCACGAAUAUCGAUAAUGCAAGAACUUAUAAUCAGAACUUGAUCCAGCAUGUGAGAAAUGGAACACCGAAGAAGCCUGGAAGGCCUAUAGAAACUUAUAUUUUCGCCAUGUUUGAUGAGAAUAACAAACGGGGGGAGGAGAUCGAAAGGCACUGGGGACUUUAUCUUCCCAAUCGGCAGCCAAAAUACCCAAUCAACUUCAACUAAACAGCUGCUGAAAAUCAUUAGAUGAAGGUA
Messenger RNA from Hibiscus syriacus, 1078 nucleotides. RefSeq names its product probable glucan endo-1,3-beta-glucosidase BG3. Gene Ontology annotation, cellular component: plasma membrane; cell wall. The record is from RefSeq and is a predicted model, not a curated record. The transcript is spliced from 2 exons. Bases 23 to 1048 code for a protein of 341 amino acids. Gene Ontology annotation, biological process: carbohydrate metabolic process. Lineage: Eukaryota; Viridiplantae; Streptophyta; Magnoliopsida; Malvales; Malvaceae. Gene Ontology annotation, molecular function: hydrolase activity, hydrolyzing O-glycosyl compounds.